Molecule: messenger RNA, 1240 nt
Organism: Camponotus floridanus (Florida carpenter ant)
Lineage: Eukaryota; Metazoa; Arthropoda; Insecta; Hymenoptera; Formicidae
Product: protein abrupt
Exons: 4
Coding region: 177-1217 (346 amino acids)
Biological process (GO): regulation of transcription by RNA polymerase II
Cellular component (GO): nucleus
Molecular function (GO): protein binding
Source: RefSeq, a predicted model, not a curated record
UCGGAAUUUUCAGACGAUGAUGAAAAUUGAUGUGAAGCAGCCGUAUCAUUAUUCCUUUUUUUUAUGACACAGAAUUGUUGACAGCUAUCGUAAAUUAGGUGAAAUAAGUGCGUUUCUCUUCCAAUACAAAAUCACGUUUUAAUAUAAACUGGUUAAUUACCUUAGCACAAGAAAACAUGGCUACAGCAUCAUCGGCGAAGGAAUUUUCCUUGAAAUGGAAUAACUUUUCCAACAACUUAUCUUCUGGUUUUCUCUCUCAUUUGAGUGAGAAUGAUUUAGUUGAUGUAACACUUGCUGUGGAGGGACAAUUAUUGGCUGCCCACAAACUAGUCCUUUCUGUGUGUAGUCCCUACUUCAAAAAUAUAUUUAAGGAAAAUCCCUGCCAACAUCCAGUAAUAAUAUUGAAAGAUGUAAAACAUACAGAAAUUGUAGCUUUGCUAAGAUUCAUGUACCAAGGAGAAGUGAAUGUAAGACAGGAAGAUCUGCCAACUUUCUUAAAAAUGGCACAGAUGCUUCAGAUAAAAGGAUUGGAAGGUGGCGAGGGGCAAAUUAUACCGAUGUUAAACAAUUAUGUCAAUGUGUCGGAUUCGCAAAAUGAUUCUGAGAAUGUAACUAUCUUAUCAGAUGCCAUGAAUGAACGAGAAAAUGUCUCAAAUGAAUCUCCAAAUUUUCAUAAGAUAGCCAAGAGAAACAUAAAAAAGAGAAAGAAACAUGUGGUUGAAAAUGACAACAAUUCAGUAAAAGAUUCCAAAAAUGAGCCAAAUGUCAACAAUAAGGAUCAUCUCUUAAUAGAUGAUAAUGAGAAAGAGGUUAAUGACUCUGAAAGUGAAAAGGAUAACAUUGCUAGUCAUGUCAAACAUGACACGACUAGCAAUGCUAAUAAUGAUAAUGAAGAAAUAAUUGAAUUGCCUAAUGAACCAAAUUUGGAAGAAAAUUUGAUACAAUCAGCUGUGGAACCAGUGAUAUAUAGGCUAUCCGCCAGAGGCAAACCGCAAUUAGUUCACGAAGGAUAUGUAUAUAAUUUGACCUCCCGUUCUAAGAUAUAUAAUAAUUCGCAUUAUCGUUGCGCAGAGCAACAUCGUGGUUGCCGCGGCAAAUGCUCAGUGAUCGCUGAGAGGUUUAUGCCGACAGGGGUGCACGAUCACAAUCAUCCACCGAGUUAUCAAUCAGAAUAUGAUUAUAGAAAGAAAAAAGGCUUAGAUACCAGUAAUGUUUAAGAGAUAUUAUUCCAUGCUACAUU